This is a messenger RNA of Colletotrichum navitas, 1212 nucleotides long. RefSeq lists its product as uncharacterized. The transcript has 4 exons. Bases 120 to 785 code for a protein of 221 amino acids. Lineage: Eukaryota; Fungi; Ascomycota; Sordariomycetes; Glomerellales; Glomerellaceae. The record is from RefSeq and is a predicted model, not a curated record.
CGCCUCGUCAGGCCAGAUCCGAUCCCGACGAACGCCAUCCAAACGAGAUCGACAGACGUGACGGACGGCGCUGCGCACCGAGCCCUCCCCCCCCUCCUCCCCGUUUACUUCCGCUCGCGAUGGUCUACUACUUCACCUCCAAGGCGGUGGACCCGCCCGCCUUCAUCUACGUCGGCAAGGACAAGUUUGAGAAUGAGGAGCUGAUCAAGUACGGCUGGGAGGAGGAUGUCUGGUUCCACGCCGACAAGCUCUCAUCGGCACAUAUCUACCUCCGCCUUCCCGACCCCAAGGACCCUACCAACACCUCCCCCAUGACGUGGGAUACCAUCCCCGAGCCGCUCCUUGUCGACCUCGCCCAGCUCACCAAGGCCAACUCCAUCGAGGGCAAUAAGAAGGACAACGUCACCGUCAUCUACACCCCCUGGUCCAACCUCAAGAAGGACGGCAGCAUGGCCGUCGGCCAAGUCUCCUUCAAGGACCCCCGCAAAGUCAAGAAGAUCCUCGUGCCCCAGCGCGAGAACCCCAUCGUCAACCGCCUCAACAAGACAAAAGUCGAGAAGAAGCCCGACCUCAAGCAGGAGAGGGACGACAGGCUCAGGGAGCUGAGGAAGAGGGACCAGGCCUCCGCUCUCGAGAGGAAACGAGAAGAGGCCCGCAUCGCCCAGGAGCGCAAGGAGAAGAAGUGGCAGAAGGACCAUGCCUACGAUGACAUCUUCACCGAGGAGAACAUGGAGGCGACGAGCAACCAGAACCGCUCCGCCGACUGGGAGGAUGACUUUAUGUAAAAGGUCUGCGUGGCUCGCUCUCUCGCUCCCUCCAUGUCUUUUUUCUUUUUCUUUUUUUUUUCUUUGUGCCUAAGUUAGCUUAUUUGCUAGCAGAGAAUCCAAAAGGAAGGGAAACACAAUCGGUGAAGAGAUGCAGGUGACACUGCACACACAUCAUGUCCCACACUUGUGCUAGCAGCCCAGCAGGGUAUCCUGUUCGCAUACAUAGUCCUUUGGAAUCAUGGAACCAGCGUGAUCUAUCGAGACCGCGUGAUCGGGGAUGGCCCGAACACGAAUGUCUGCAGAGCCUCAACCACAUAGUCCUGAACCUUGCGCAGAAAGCUUUCCGGGCAUACCCACCGAGGGCCUAUAAAUAAUCUGCCAGCCCACCAAGUCAAUUCAUCUUUUCUCUCCUCAACAUACCAACUUCAUCCUUCUUAACCCCCCC